CUGUCCAAUAGCUGCAGCACACAAGUCUGAGGCAAAGUAUAGUGGGAGUAAAGAGAGAGGAGAGAGACCGAGCAGAGGAUACUGCUCAUUUUAACAGUUAAACAAGUUUGGGACGCUGGUGCUUGUUUUUUUGUUUUGCAGAAAAGGAAAAACGUGCAGACAAAGAGUAUAAGAGUAUUCAGCGAGCUGCUGCCUGCAGAGACUUCCCAACAUCUGGUCCGCUGGAGGACGGGGCGAGCCGGAGAGAGAAGAGAGGAACUUUUUGGAGGCGGAGAGAAAACUUAUCUUCGCUGGAAGAAGAAGAAAAAUGCAUUGAAUUAUUGGGAGUUAUUUGGGGUCACCUACAUGAGCCGAAAAGAGAUCUGGUGGUCGUGUAAGGUGACGAGAGAGGAGGGAAAGAGGACGGGAUAAGUAGAGAAGUCCACCUGGAGCGGUCAGAGGAUGAAUUAGCUGAAGGCUUUUUGGCUGCACCGCGUCCCAGCCAGAGAGAAGGCUCACUCCUUGGCCCCUCCACCUCCUCCCAUAAGAGCCAGGCCUACGCCCAUGGAUGAGGAGAGGAGUGCCCCUGCCAUCUCCCCAGAGCCACCUGAUGAGGGGGACCCCAGUCUACCAGCUCCACAACCCAGCUCACACGCAACCUCGACCGCAGAGAGAGUGAACAACUGCCCGAACCCAAAGCCCUGUCCUAGUCCAGAUGUGCCCCACAUCUAUACCGAGCCCCUCAUAUUGAGGAUAAAUGGCACCCCAGAAAGGUUGCACGGCGACGAUGGAGACAAGUGGAGCGGUAGCCUCUCACACUCGGAGCUCACGACACCCAGCAAGAGUAUCACAUCUCAACCAGCAGCCAGAUCCACGCCCACCCACCACACACAGCCAUGUCGGACACAGCCCAGCAGCCAACUACGCAACGGAGCCAAGCACCACGCACACACACACUCCUCUCACACGCACUGUCCGCAUCACACGCACACGUCUCACACGCACAGCCUCCAGUCCAACGGGGUCAGGAACGGGGGCCAUCAUGAGCAUCCUAAGCUGGGCUCCCUCCCGAGAGGCGGCUCGUCCACCUCCUCGUCCUCAUCAGCGGGACCAAAGCACACCAAGAAGUUGCGGUCCAACCCGUCCAUCACCUCCCAGAGCAGCAAGAGGAGCAAGAGCAGCAGCUCCAAGAGCAACAGCUCUCAGGUCCCCACAGGUUCACAGGACGACUGCUGUGUUCACUGUAUUCUGGCCUGCCUCUUCUGUGAGUUCCUGACUCUGUGUAACAUCAUGCUGGACUGCGCCACCUGCGGCUCCUGCGCGGGGGAAGAAUCGUGUUUCUGCUGCUGCUGUGCGUCGGAGGAGUGCGGCGACUGUGACCUGCCCUGUGACAUGGACUGUGGCAUCAUCGACGCCUGCUGUGAGUCUGCAGACUGCUUAGAGAUCUGCAUGGAGUGCUGCAGCCUUUGCUUCUCCUCCUGAGGGCCCCCGGCCACCACCACCACAGGGGGCAAAGUACAUGUCUGCUACACACUCCCACAAGCCCCGGAACAACUUGGACCAGUAUCUUAUCAGAGCUGAGAAGCGCUACACCCAGUCUUUGUUGCCUGGACUCUGUGGUUUACACUAUAUUGGCUGGCCUAGUUGGCUCCACAAUAUGUCCAAUGUUUCUUACAAGGUUUGCCGAGCACAAGAUGCUGAGAGCAGUCACUGGUCUUCCCUCCUUUUAUUGGUCAAACGACGGGACAGUCGCUUCCCUGCUUUGUCUUUGCUGUCGGUCCAUUGCUACGCAGCUGGAUGUACGGUGCAGAGCGAGUUCCAGCUGUGGUCCACGAGGCUGUGCAGACCGGGCCUCCGGACCCUCGCAGAACAAGCGAUUAUUACAAUGGAGCCCCUUGUGCCGUCUGAAUGACGGGAGUUCUCCAAGCAUGAAAAAUGACCUCCAAAGGCAAAUGAGAAAAUGGCUCCAUUUAACCGGAUUUUAGUGUUUCUGUAGAUAAGAGCAGCAGCAUAAUGGGAAAAAUGGACGCUCAGAUCUUAGUAGAAAUGUAGUCUGUCCUCCUGUCCUUGGCAAGGUUAAAGUCUUCCAGUUUGAUUGCAUACAGUGGCCUUUGUGACACACACACACACACACACACACACACACACACACACACACACACACACACACACACACACACUCUUAGUGGAGGAUGUUGAAUCCACCGCUGUCUUAGUUCUUGUUGUACAAAAUAGAGAAAAACAUUAAUGGUGGCUUGUGGCAAUAUUACAGACAAAUUUCUUUUGUUAAUAUGCAUCUCACUUAACGGACUUCUUCAGAGAAGAAUCAUGAGAGCGUCGUGCAUCAGCCUGAAGAUGGGUCCAAUUAAAUGAGUACUGUAAGUGAUGGACGUCGGAGCGAAUGGUUGAUUGCGUUUGUCAUGGACUGUCAUUCUCUCUACUCUAACAUGUGAAGAGAGAGAGUUCCUAAUCGAAGGUCUCUCCUCGUUUAAUGUUUCACAUCUUGUUUACUUUUACGUUGUUUUAUUUUGAGGGGCUUCGGCUGCAUUCAGUGAAUUCCUCCUUGUCCGAAUGGUCAGAGCUGGUAAAGGACUGGUAGAAGAUUGGAAGGCAUCAUCUCCUUUUUUAAUACGUUUCAUUUUUCCUUUGUCGUUCUUGCUAUGUGAACAAAUGGCCUUGGCUUAAGCUUAAGGCCUGAAUUUUCAAGUAGAUUCCUCCUUGCCUUUACCAAAUCUCUAUUAAUCCUUGUUUUGUAGAUUUUAGUGAAGAUAUUUGCAUUUCUCCUCUAAUGUGAAAAUCACAUUUCUGUGUUAUCGGGUUUCGCCGGGCUCUCUGUAAAGCAGACAUUGCUCAACAUCUAAUUUAAUUCCUUGAGUGGAAAUCUCACGACAUUAUGCUAAGUUAGAUCCAUAUGCUCGCAGUGUGAAUGGUACGCGUUUUUGAUAACAAGCCCGCACUCUCGGAUAUGCUCAGAUGCAUACCUUCUCCAACCCAAUACCUCUUGAGAUGUCACCUAGAUCUGUUGUGCCUUUUAAAAUGACUUGAUACAAAUCUCUCUCCUCUCUGAUCAAAUACUGUUUGUGCAAUCCUUUUUUCUUGGAAAUACCAAAGAGUUUUCCUCUUACUGGACCUUAGUUUCUACUAGACCUACAAUUACUUGUACUUUGAAGGGUCUUUGCUAUGCUAUGUGGCUGUGGUUGAUUAAACCCUAUUUUAAGGGCUGAAAUAUAACACUGUUGAUUAAGAAUAUACACUAAGGCUGUAAAUCAACCUGAUAACACCGACGCAGAAAAAGAAAAAUCAACAAAUGCAACUUGAGAAGAUAUUAUGACUCUUCAUGUUUAUAUCAGAACGGAUGUGUUUCAGAUUUGACACACUCCAACUCGACAGAGACAAAAUCCUGGAGAGCCCUGGAAAACAAUGCAAUUUCUUUACAGUACAAAGAGAUUUAUGAAGGGAGAACUGGAGUAUAUAAUGUUGUGUAUAGACAUGAUAACAAUGUCAUUUGUUUGGAUUUACAACAAGUGCAGAUUCUGACAAUGUUGCUUCAUCUAGGGGACACAUUCUCCGUCACCAGACCAAACCUAUCACAAAAACAAUAGUGGUGGACUGUGAUUGAUAUCUGAGGGGUGUGCAAGGCUAACCCACACGAGUUAGAAAACUAAAUAUAAACACUGGUUUGUUAACAACAAAGGUCAAUAAUUAAAGAUAAUAAUAAAUGAGCCUAUAAAUGUUAGUUAGCUACAGAAUCAACAAGCUAUUGCUAGCAUAACUGGCCUUUCACUGAUAGCCGGCAGUGUUAGAAUAAACAGUUCACCUUGCUUUCAUGUAAACCACUUUGUUAAAGGGAUAGUUUGGGUGUUUUGAUGUGGGGUUUUAUGAUGUACUUAUCUAUGCUCAGUGUAUUACCUACAGUAGAUGACGGUCGCAACGCCCCCAGUUUAGAGAAGCAGACAGGAGUACCAACACCGGAGCAAAGCAAUGUACUGCUGUUGACGGGGCCUGCAUCAGUUUAAGUGUUGUUGUUUUUUAAGCCACCAGAAUCCAUUGAAAAAACAGUAAUUUUACCUCGGAGAACACAGGGGGUUCUGGUGUACCGCUGCCUCAAUUGGUUUACUUAGUUUGUGCUAUUGUGUGACUUUGGUGAAUCCAAACUAAUCAAAGUCACACAAUAACAGAAACAAACUAAUCGAUCGAGGCAGUGGUAGACCAGUAACUCCUGUGUUCUGCGA
This is a messenger RNA of Sebastes umbrosus (honeycomb rockfish), 4211 nucleotides long. It is a transcript of the gene mdfi, whose product is annotated as MyoD family inhibitor. The record is from RefSeq and is a predicted model, not a curated record. The transcript is spliced from 5 exons. The coding region runs from base 544 to 1461 and encodes 305 amino acids. Lineage: Eukaryota; Metazoa; Chordata; Actinopteri; Perciformes; Sebastidae.